Cuculus canorus (common cuckoo) is the source of this 12038-nucleotide messenger RNA. Its product is annotated as ketosamine-3-kinase. Lineage: Eukaryota; Metazoa; Chordata; Aves; Cuculiformes; Cuculidae. The record is from RefSeq and is a predicted model, not a curated record. The transcript is spliced from 5 exons. Bases 602 to 1558 code for a protein of 318 amino acids.
UUUGACUAUUAAGACCGUUAAAUCACUUGUUUUCAGAGGGGAAACCUAUUUGGUUUUCUGGUUUUUGGUUUUUUUUUUUAAGCAAGUCAAGAUACUUUUGGGAAAUUAUACAGCCCAGAACUGUAUAAGAUACCUUAUAGUACUUCACAUAGCAAACAGGUCACACAUCAAGGUGUGACUGUGGUUUUCCUUUAGUUUUGGGUUUCUUUGGUCUUUUGCAAGUGUUAAAGAACGCUAAUUACUUUAGUCUAAAUUAUAAUCAAUCCAGCUUUUUAGAAUUAGUUUCUUAGCAUUAGGCUGUAAAAAUGAACUAUGGGUGAAGCCUCUUGAAACUGCAAAAAGCUGGACCCAGCAGGUCUUGCUCAGCAUCAGCACCUGAGUUGGUGAAGCCUCGGGCUGAAAGCUUUGAGCUUCUCACCUGGAUGUGAUGAACUCAUCCUGAGCUUUUACUGAGUUACACACAAGAAGGACCCAGAGUUGGUUCAAGCUGGAAGGUAAGGAUGCUCCAAGCAGCUGCAAACCUUGAAGAUAAGAAAAGAGAUAAGAUAAGAGAGAAGCAAAUAUAAGAAAAGGCCUGCCAAGAGACAAGGAAAAGAACCAAAUGAAGAAUGAGAGGAUCCCAGCCCCUAAAACAACACUGUUAUGUGGACAGCACGUGAAGAGCACAUGGGGGGUGGGAACUUGGAUUAUAAGGAUGUUGUUGCCCAGGAAUUUUUUAGUUUGGAGUCCUUUGUCUGGUGUUAUGCUAUCAGUAAAUGAACUUGAAGUACUCCACCAGCCUAGGGUGGAGCCAACAGGAGGAAGAUGGCAAAGAGUGAGUGAGUGGGUAUAUAAGAGAUACCCAAGGGGUGUCUGUCUGGUUCGCCUGCUGUGCACACCCUUUGGUCCUUGCCGCUGGAAUGAAUAUGACUCCCUGGUGGGAUAUUCUGCCACGCUUGGGACACAGCUGGCUGAUCUACACCUUCAUAACCAGCAACUUGGAGAAAAGCUGAAGAAAGAAGAAAGCACAGUUGGUAAAGGUCAAGGCCAAAUGGAAGUCCAGUUUGUGGAACAGUUUGGCUUUCAUACAGUUACCUGCUGUGGCUAUCUCCCACAGGUGAAUGACUGGCAGAAGGACUGGGUGACUUUCUUUGCCAAACAAAGAAUCCAGCCCCAGAUGGACCUAAUCGAGAAGAAUUCAGGAGACAGGGAAGCAAGAGAACUUUGGGCACAACUUCAGCUGAAGAUACCGAGUUUAUUCUGUGAUGUAGAAAUUGUUCCUGCUCUGCUGCAUGGAGAUCUCUGGGGUGGGAAUGUGGCUGAAGAUGAUUCAGGUCCAGUUAUCUUCGAUCCUGCUUCUUUCUACGGCCAUUCAGAGUACGAGCUGGCAAUAGCUGGGAUGUUUGGUGGCUUCAGCAGUUCUUUUUACUCUGCUUAUCACAGUAAAAUCCCCAAAGCUGCAGGGUUUGAGAAGCGUCUAAAGCUUUAUCAGCUUUUUCACUACAUGAACCAUUGGAACCAUUUUGGUACAGGGUACAGAGGGUCUUCUCUAAAUAUCAUGAGAAACCUUAUCAAGUGACUUUUUGCUUGAGCAGAAUGCUUCCUGCAUUGCUUGGAAAACCCUGUACUUGGUGAUGUGACUCCAGGAGUAGUAAUGUUAAAAAAAGCUCCUAGCCCCUUGACACUGAUGCAGAGCUAAAGAGCUAGAAUAGUGAGUCCUGCCAAAUACCAGCUGUAAUGUAGUCAUCCCUUUUUAGGAUAGCUCAGAAUACUUUAUGAAGAAAAUACCUGAAGAAGGAGUUUAUUCAGUUGCACAGAAGAUCUGUUGAUGUCCAGAAAGUCACUGUACGCUUGUGACUGGGCAAGUUAAUACCAACUGAGCACUCAAGUGUAAAUUAUUUGGAAGAAGUACUGUUCCUGGGGACCAGUAGUCCCUCAGAGCAGAGAAAUACCAGGGUUUGUAUUUGUACCCUAAUAGGAAACAUUGGAGAACUAUUGGUGAAGGGAAGAAUCACUUUUCUCAGUUUCUGAGGGGGUAGCUAAAAGCCUGCUCGGUGCUUUUUGCUCUGUGUGCCCCCACCCCGACUCUUUACGAUUGGUUGCUCAGACUUUUCCAGCUUUUCAUGUACAGUUAUGUGCAUGAAAACAGUGUUAACUAAAUAUUUCGAAAGUCACAAGGAAAUUAUACAGUAACUGUAUAAUGAAUCAUGAUUUGGACUUGCUGUUCAUUUGCUAAUGUGAUUUUAUUGGAUGGAGACUACUCCGUAUUCUGUACAAAGCUGUGUGAAAAAGCUUCUAAUUUGUGCUGGUAUAUGCAUUUUGGUGCCUCCUGGCAUUCAUGAGGGUGGUUCUGUGCUUGUUGGCCAGUGGGCUCUUGUCUACGGCAAUUCUGUUUUCACCAGAACUAUUGUCCUUGGUUUGGAUUAUGCUUUUGUGCAAUAGCGUGCAUUCUUAAAGAUCUUCUCAGGUAAGACACUUUACAUGUGCACAUCCUCUGGAGAUCUGCGCUCUCACUAAUGCAAACAGAAGAUGUGCUUUUUGACUGUUUGUUGCCCACAGGAUAAUGCUGUCUGGUCAUGGUGUGGGCUGCACGUACGUUUUCUGUAGCAUAGAGUUGCCAUAUGCCAAUGUUCUUCCUCUGUCCCCACAAAGUGCGCUCUGUAGCUCUUGGGAGAAAAGACAUGAAACCAAAGGAAGUUAAAAUGCAUUCUAACCUACAGAGAAGCAGCUCUAUAUUGCUGUCAGAAGUUUCUUAAGGACAGCGUGCAUACUGGCUGUUUCUUGUACCUCCAGGAUGAUAAAGUUGUAAUGAUAUCACAGUGCAAGCAUAGCAGGUAGGUGAGAGAGAGAUGCAUGAUUCCUGGUGUGCAUUUUGAGCAUUUGGGUGUGACUAUAAUUAAUUUAAAACAUUUUUUCACUGGAUUUUGAUAGAUUACUGAGGAGUGGCUGGUUUUGCAGUUAUUUAUAAGAACUGGAAGCAAGUUUAGAGAAGACACUAACAUGCUAUAACUUUCUAUCCUUAAUCCUACUCUCCCUGGCUGUUUAACUUCUGCUACAAAGAGCUUGGAAGUCCUUGCUUGGUAGAAUCACUUUUACUUUGUUGCUUCAAUAAAAAGUUUCCCCAUUGAUUCUUGUUGCCUCUGUUUUCUGAAUUAAAACCAUACAGCUGGUUUCUGAUCUGGGGAGCUACUCUGACCUGUGAAGGGUCCCUGCUUUGUUAGGCAGUUAUGGGCAACAAAGGUGCUGAUGGGAAAUUGGUCAUGGAUUUCCAUCUGGAGCAGCAUGUUGCUGAAGGAAUGUGCAUGUGGUUUGGUUAUGGUGUCAUUCGAGGUCCUGCCUGUGCUUCAACCUUGAUGUAUUGUACUGGCUGUUUGGAUGGUGUUGAUGAAAUACUAUGUCUGUAUCCUUACCCCUUUCACCCAAACUUCUCAAUGCUUGGUGCAGUUGAUUGGAGGAAUGCUGUGGAAUUGCAGCCAGCAGUCAGUCUAGUGAGCUCCUCUCACUAUUCAUUUCCAUACACCUUCAUAAUACAGUUAGGACUGAUUUAACAAGUCUGCUCGAGUUACAAAUCCUCAAGAAAUCAGCAUGUUUAUUUUGCUAGAAUAUGCAAAUACUUCUAUAAUUAGAAGGUCAAAAGUCAUAAUGGAGAUGGAUUUUUGGUUCAGUCAUAGACCUGAUUGAUGAACAGUUUUCAAAGGUCACCUUUUGUGUGCAGGGAGUGUAAAUAGAAACAACUGGAUUUAGAGUUUUAAUUUAAGAGGUAUUAUGCUCACUUUUUCAAAAACAUUUUUUUUGUUACAAUUUGCUUUUCCUUCUUGUAUAUUCCUUCCUCUUGGCUCCCACUCUGCAGUCUAAAUCUGGCAAGCAUAUUUCCUUGAAGCUGUGCUCUCAUUCCAUAUCUCCUGAAAAUUGUAAUAUCCUCUCAUGCUGUUUCUAAAUCUUUUCUCAAGAGACAUCACAAUACGUGUGUCACAUGUGUAAACUAAUGUAUCUCAACCCAUUUGUUUUUAAUGCUUUGAAAACCAUAGCUCUUACAUUUAAUUUAAACUAAAUUUUUAAAUUAAUUUCUUAAGGAAUUAAUUAGUGGGUUGAGAUAUGAUUGUGCAUAAUUUUAAUAACAUCAGCAUCUCCCUUGGAGAGAAGUUAGGAGAGGGGAAUAGUCUUGCUUUUAUUGUGUACCUUCAGAAAAUUACACCUUUAACAAUAAACUGCAUCCCUAAACAAAUACAUGGAAUGGUGAACCUCUAUUCCAAACGCUCUGCGCUGAGAUGCAUAGAUUUAUAGAAUCAUAGGAUGGUUUGUGUCGGAAGGGACCUUUAGAGGUCAUCUAGUCUAACACCCCCUGCGCUGAAUAGAGAGAGCUUCAGGUAGAUCAGAUGGCUCAGAGCCCUGUCUAGCCUGACCUUGAAUGUUUCCAGAGAUGAGGCUUCUAACGCCACACUGGGCAAACCCUUAUCAUAAAAUAUUGGUUUAAGAAAGACGGAUCCUGCUUAACCAACCUAAUCUGCUUUUACAACACUCAUCUCUCAUUUCUGUUUGGUAGAUUCAUUGAGCCUGGAAAGACAAUAAAAUGUUCAAUCCAUUCUCCACACAUCGCUGCCGUGUGUCACCCGCUUAACUUACACACUAAUACCAAAAUGUCCUAUAUCAAAUGACUUGCAUACAUAUGUCACUUGAUAUAAUAUACAGUUCUAUUAGGGUUGACUAAGGUUCCAUACUGUGAAUUUAAAGCCCUGUUCAAUGGCAGUAUCUGAACUGCUCAGAUUCUCCUCUAGGGGUUAUCUUACGUUGCUUAAAACCAGAAAACUCAAGUAACAAUUGCUAAUAGAAAAUGCAGGUUUAUGUUUUACCUUAAAGAAGGAUGGAAACCAGAAAUCUCCACUAGCUGGGAACAGGGCUAGUAACUGGAACACUAAAACACGGACUGUUGUUAGCGAUUCAGAAAAUACGGAAAAAGUACAAGGUCUAACACAGAAAAAAAAAAAAAGAAACUGCCUGUAACCCUUUUUAUUUAACAAAUUAGGAAAAUCAACAAUCAUCACCUUCAAAAUAGUCCCCUUCUGAGUUGACACACAGCUGCAUACAACACAGCUGCAUGCCACCAAUGUUCAAAGCAAUUCCACAGAUAAUUUCCUGACAGAUUGUUCAGGAUCUCCACUGUUUUUGCUUUCACGUCUUCUGCCAACAACUUUCACCCAAUUACAUAAAAAAGAAUAAUAUGAAACUCUAGUGUGUUUAUUUUUCUUAUUGAUUAAUAAUAGAUUUUAACCAGUUGAAUCUACGCAUGAAACACUGAUUUGUAUUAUUUUAAAAGUAUAUAUGUAUUUUAACAUUACAAACAUUAUGAAAUGUGUUGUUUAUUCAUUUAAUCUUUAGAUUAAAGAUCAAAAACAUUGAGUACCAAAUAUAGUUGUUCAGCUUUGAAAGGAAAACUGAUUUUGUUAAGAGUUUACUCUCAGUAAAAGGGAUUUGAUCCUUUCUUUCUUACAUUAUUUUAUACUGUUUUCCUUGUUCUCUAUUUUCUGAUUAAUUGUCUAUAAUUACCAGCUUGCCCUUAAAGAGAUAGAUGUGAAUUUUCACUUUCUUGCUAAAACAUACCUGGUAGCUAGUUUUUGUUCAAGUAACUUGAAUCUCAAAUGACUUGUAUUUGAGGAUGGUGAUAUAAAAAAACAUCUCAUGCUAAUAUUAACACAAAGAGAAGGAAUGUUUUUCAAGAAAGAGAUGUAAUUAUAAAUUCUAAUAAUUUAUUGAAUUUAUUAUUUCCAGGUGGAUCGCCUUAGUAAAUUACAUCAGAGGCUUGUAGCAGCGCAUAUGAAGGAUAAAAAUGCUUGAUCAAUUUAAAUUACUUUAUUAUAUCACAGAUCCAAGAUAGUGUUGGUGCACAUAUGUUUCUUUAAUAGAUUAAACUGUUACAAUAAGGUAUAGCUGGAAAAACAGAUCAACUUAAAGGUAAGUUUCAUGUAUUUCCAUAUAAAGAGUUUCUGAAAUCCUUUGUCAUUGUUACACAGCAUUAUGUUCAAGAAAAUGGUGCAUAACUGAGGUUAUUUUAACACUUAGAGGAUUCAGUGGAUAUUUAAUAUUUCUAUAAAGUUCUGUAAUUGUUAAUUUUUAGUUAUUUAUAAAAUUGUACUUCUAUCUCUGUGUUCCAUUUCAGCUUGUCCAGACUUCUUAGUACAGCUGUAGAUCCUAGUCAUGAACAGUAUUAGGUUGUUUAUAUCUAGUGGAUAAAAUGAGAUAAGAGAUGCUGUGAUUGCCAGGACACAGCAAGCAGCUGGGGCUAGUAAUAAGAAUCUGGCUGGCACAUAAAUAUGUUUGAAGAUCCAGUCGAUGGUGUUACUUUAAAUGUGAUUCAUUCUUUUAAGUUGUCUUUAUUUCCCAGUUCUGCUGAAAUGGUUCAAAUAUAUUGAAAUUUAUAGAAUUUGUUUCGCUUUUAACGUUAGUGAAUUAGAAUUUGCAGAAGUGUGACAUAGGUGGCUGAAGAAAGCCAGUCUGAGCUGUAGCAUUCCCAACCUAAUACCUUUGUAGUAUCAUAUGACAUAGCAAGACUCAUGGUAGAUAUACUGCACAAAGAUUUCCAGAGGAGCCCUUUCAGACACAUAUACAAUUCUUUUAUUGUGGAGUCUUCCUCAACUUACAGCAGAAAACUGCAUAUUGCUCUGGUCCUUUUUCCAAGUUUCACCAUCCAGGGGUUGCAGUCAGUCCUCACACAGAUUGAACAUGUGUUUAUAAAUAGUUUACUGAAGAGAUUUUCUUUCAACCAUGUUUUGGCCUUUGUGUGAUUAUAUGGAUAUUAACUGGUUUGGAUUUGUUGUUUUUUUGGUUUGGUUUUUUUUUUAUUUUGUGGGGUUUUUUUGUUUGUUUUGUUCUCUCACAGCUCAUGAUCAUACAAUCACGGACUUACAGACUCCUACAAUGCUUUUGGUUGGAAGGGACGUUAAAGAUCAUACAGUUCCAACCUCCCUGCAACAGGCAAGGACACUUCCCACUAGACGAGGCAGCUCAAGGCUCCAUCCAACCUGGCCUUGAACACUUCUAGGGAUGGGGCAGCCACAGCUUCCCUGGGCAACCUGUGCCAGUGUCUCACCACUGUCAUUGUGAAGAAAUUCUUCCUUAUGUCUAGUCUAAAUGUGUCCCUCUCCAGUUUAUACCCAUUCACCCUCAUCCUAUCACUACCUGACCUUGUGAAGUGGCCUCCCCCAGCUUUCUUGUACUUCCCCUUCAGGUGCUGGAAGGCUGCUAUUAGGUCUUCCCAGAACCUUCUCUUCUCCAGGCUGAACAACCACGACUCUCUCAAGCCUGUCCUCAUCGCAGAUGUGCUCCAGCCCUCUGAUUGUAUCCAUGGCCCUCCCAUGGACCCAUCCUAGCAGUUCCAUAUCCUUCUUGUGCUGGAGAUUCCAGAACUGCACAGCACACUCCAGGUUGGUUCUCACUUUAAAUAAACAUUUAAAGAUUUGAUCUUGAAAAUAAUAACAACUCACAUUCUAUAUGAAAUACAGCAGAAGUUGAUAAACAACAUGUGAGAUAGGAGAAAAGAGUUAAUUGAAUCUGUUACGCUUCACUUCAAGACCUGAUGUUCCACUUCCUAGGCCAGUCAAGUAGGUAGAUCUUUCCCCUAGUAUAUCUGAUAAAGUCUUGCAUGUUUACACAUAUAUAUUCCCAAAAUGUCAUUACACACUGUAUUUUCUUUUGUAAAAAGCCUGGGUUAGCAAUUUAUUUUUUUAAAUAAAAAAGAAUGCUAAUCCUGAUUUGAACUAGGACUCUUUCCUACCACAUUUAAGGUAGGAAAUCGGGCUUGCCAUGCCUCCGUUUUUUCCCAUGUAGCUGUUGCAAAUGACAUCACAGAAAUUAACCAAGUUAAAAGUAAAUUUUUAGCAUGCUUUUGGUUUAAGUUUUUGGAUGUCUGUGUGUGUAGUUCAACAAAAUUAUCUUAGUGACUAUGGUUGAACAGUGCCCUACAAGCUGUUGUGCUGGUAAAACUGCACGGGUGGCACUCUGAAGUGCAGAGAGAAGGAGGGGUAAAGACUGCUGGCAAAGAUUCCUUAAUGUAGUUCAAUGAAAGAAAUAUGUACCUGUCCCAUUUGUUACAGGCACGGAAUAAGGAAUUAACGGUGUCUUUCUUUCAUAUUUUGUUUGCAGUUCUACCCAUGCUAAAUAUUUUUUUAAAUAUUUCUACCAGAAUUUACCCUCAGUUUUCAUGGAACAUUCCUGCUUUAACCAUCUCUAAUUUCUUCAGUAUUUUCGCUUUUGAUUUUGGAGCAGGAUCCUGAAAAUAUCCCUUAACAUAUAAUUUGGACUGUAAUAGCCAUAAUACUUCAUUUAUUUAAAAGGAGAUCCAAAUUUCAUUUAAUAAAAAAGAUACAACCCCCUCUCCCCGGCCCAAACUAAAUCAAACUCAAAAAUAAAACCUGUGCUUUAACAGAACAGUUUGUAUCAGGAUAAAGUGUUUGGUGAAAUUGGUUAGAUUUGCUGUGUUCAGCCUCCUGUGUGUAUAUAAAAGAAACAGUGUCUUCCAAACUUCAUCUGCUUGUCUAGAAUAGAAGGAUGUUAAUUGUUAAAAAAAUGAGAAACGUGGCACUUCUUUGUAUAAGUAGUUCAAUUUUUGAAGGAAAUAGGAAAAAAUCUUUAAUGCUGUAUAGACUUUGGUAUGUACUGCCAAGAGGAUAAAACCCAGAUAUGGGCCAUAUUUUCAUUUUCUGAGUUGUCAGAUUUAAUUUUGCUAAAUGACUGAAUAGCAAUAGCUUUAAAUGUGUGAGGGAGGUUUGUCUUCGUGGCAGUUACCCACCAGUGAUCGUUGGUGAUGAGCCGUAAGUCUUGACUUGUGCUAAGGAGCACACUUCAUUGAAAUACUUCGGAACACAGUAGGGAAUUUAUAGCUAAGUGAUUUGUUUUCCACUCACCUACUGAGACACAGGAGUGUUGUUUGCUCUGCUUUCAUUUAAUUUGGUCUAUCGACUUUGCUUCACAAAUCUUCCCUAAAUUAUAACAAAGUAAUUAUGAACAUUUCUUACAGAUACCAUUUCUUAAAUUUACAAACCACAAUAGCAAUAAUACCUUUUUUUUUAGUUUGAAUGAGGCCUAGACAAUAUGUGCUCAGAUAAUAUUUCUCCCUGAAAUGAGUCUUUGUUGAAUCGAAUAUGGGGUUUGCAUUUGUCUGCUCUUGCUAAAGCUGGAGCAUUUUAUCAGAGGCACUGCAAUGCUAACACUCCUCUGGUAACAGCUGUUUAGACUCAAUUCCUCCAUCCCUUUCAUUUCAACUAAACCAGUGUUAAAACACUGGUUCUUGAGGACUAUUAUUACGUAUAGAAUGCAACAGACUAUAUCAUAUGGGUAUCAUUGUUGACUGUAUUAUACCUGUGGAAAAGAGGAGUCAGUAGGAGAAUGAUAAUCUUAUGUAAUUACGUUUCUUCCGCUUAUAGAUAAUCAACGACUGAAUAAAAAGAAACAGAACUUUGGUUUGAGGUUAAUCUUAGAACUUUGGAUGUUUUUAGCUAAUGAUGUUGUGAGUUUUAUGAAUGUAUUUGUUUCCUGACUUCAAUGUUAUUUGACAGUGAGAGUUUCCAAAGAACAUAGUAGAAGAGUAUUUUCUUGCAGUAGUAAAAAUUUUGUGAAUCCUCUCCUUUUCAUUCAGCAUCCCAUCCUUUGGUAUUAUAAUGUUGCCUGAACAGAAGUAUCAUAUUAAAAUUCACUACGCUUCUUAUGAUAAUGGUAAAUUGAGAAAAAUUAUAUUGAAAAAAAUUUAUUAAAAGAUGAUGGGACUACAAUGCUAUGAAAUUAAUGUAAGUGGGAAGAAACCCCACUUUGAUAUUUAUUGUGUUUCCUCACUUAAUUCUUUCAUGUUUUGAAACAUGCACAUUAGAUUUUAAGCAUCUGAAUUUCUAUUUUUGAACUGAAAACACAAAUAAGAUCUAUUUCCACGUUACAGUCCUGUAAGAACUUUAAAAUUAAAUGAAGGGAGUUACUGGAAAGAAAGGUUGAUCUUGAAAAUACCAGUAACCUCUUGUGAGAUUACAGAUGGCCAAUUCCAAAUCAUUCUUUUUAAAUCCUGAAACAUAAUUCAGAAUUUAAUUAAAUGCUACAACAAUUGAAAUAAACUGUUCUAAAGUUUUGUUACGUAUAAACUUUAAAUCAAAACACCAUCACAAUUCGUUCACAAACGAAUCUUUGUUGGAUCAAAUAUUUGAAUGCUUGAAGGUCUACAUGACACGCAAAUCACAAAAUUGCUUGCGUCCUACUGGGAGGUACAUUAUAAAAGGAAUGAUGCAGUACAGUGACUGCACUACAGUGUCCUUCUAUCCUCAGAAAAUUUUAAAUUGACAUUCUUAUUGUCUUGCGUGCAGUGCAUUGUCACCUUGAACAUAUAGCUGAACAAAAUUCUGUAUUGCUCCUCAUUUUCAGCAGAGGAAUGAGGAUUAAAUUGCUUGUCUUUCUGUCUUCAGCCUUGCAGCCUAUAAAAUGGCAAACAUAGGAUUCAAAAAGAAAUGGAGUAAGGAGGCGCUGUCAUUUCCUGCUGUAAUUAUAUUUCUAUCUUUGAAAUAUUUUUCUUUUGGGGACUGCCAAUCUUGUGAGACUUCACAACCAUUGAAGUUUUUUGUUGUUCUGUAUUUCUUUAGUUAUUCAGUGGAUCAGAAUAUCAUUACCUAUGAUAUUCUGGCCAAAGGCAAUGUUUCUGUAAUGAAAGCUUAACCAUGUAAAGUGACCUGAAGUUUAAGCAAGUGGAUUUUUUUGUGUGUGUGUGUUAAAUUGCUGCUGCACCUUUUAAUUACUUUUAUUCCCAGUGUGGAAUGUUAUAAAUUGUGCUUGAAGGAGAACAAAAAUGAAUACAAGAAGUCAUGUUAGCAAGGUGAAGUGAGCAUUCAGUUGCAUUUCAGACUAGCAGUAGGAAUAUCUAUUAUGUUUUCUUUUGGUAAUUCCCUCAGAUCACUAUGAGAUUCCUAUGUUUUCUCACCUCAGAAGCAGCUUACAGCUCAAUUCUUACAUCCAUGUAAGAAUUAAGUGGAAUUCAGAGGAUUCCCACCCUCUAUUUUAGUUUAUUUUUACACUUUGUUAUAAAAGACAUAUUUUCUCUUUCCAUUUAGUAACCUGAAAAAUACGUCAUAUGUAGACAGACAGGAUAUAGGAAAUGAACUGACUUCAGCCUCUGGAAUUGCUGUUUUCCUUGACACAAUAAUCAAAACCUUCUAUUAGAGAAAAUCCAGGGUCCUAAACCAGAGCAUCUGUGAUUACAGUAGCCAAAACAGAUGUGUCUAGUACAAAUGCUUUCUGUAAAAGGCCUGUCUUCUGAAAUGUAAAGUCUUUGCUCAAAGCUGAGUACUAAUAAAGAAGUCUUUUCAUUACACCGAGAAUUCAUGUUUUCAUGAAUUCCGUUCAGCAAAGUAAACUUUGCUCAUUAUUUGAAGUUUAGAAAGGUCUUUGUGAAAAUGUUAGUACAAAAUAAGAUUUUAAAUUAAAUCUAAGAAGUCCUGCUGCAGUUAGAAUGGGUGAGGGUGACGCGCAUGAAAAAAAUAAAAAGCCACAAGUAGAAAGCAGUCUUUUAUGAUUUUUUCAAUGACAAUUUAAUAAUUAAUAGAUAUGCUCUGCAUUUCAAGAAAGAGAAUGAGAAAGAAAGAAUACAGAUAGAUAUUACUCUACAUGGUGCAAGUUUUCCAAUUAGCCAUAUGGUACUAUUACUCUACUCAGGUUUUAUGAAGAGCAUGAGUAGAUUAGGAGGGAAUCUCAAAUCCUUCAGUAUGUCAUUCUUCCAGCAUGACUUAUUUGAACGGUGCAUUAGAGGAAGGCAAAGCUAUGUCAUUUUCCACUUCUCCCAAUAGUUUCUGUGGAUAGUUGCUUCUGCUCUGAAGUAUACAUGUGUGGGUAGCUAGGGCCUGGCAGUCAGAAGAUAUUGCGCUGUAACGGAAAGAUAAAACCCCUUUCCGAAUGGCCAAUAGUAUUUAGCCGAGUUUAGCCCAAGAUGACCAAUACUGUUUAGGUUAUAAUGUAAACACACAGAAAUGAUGUUGUAAACCCAAGACUAUAGAAUGCUAUUUUACGAGUUAAUAAACGCCAUUUGCCAUCCACCACAU